AUGAAGUUCCUGGUUGUCUUAGCACUCCUUGUGGCUGCAGCCACUGCAACUCCGGUGUACCAAAAAACAGCUUUCAUCGAGGACUUCCCAGAGUCUCCCGUCUUGGGUGGACGCAUCACCAAUGGUGAUUAUGCUUGGGAUGGCUUGGUUCCCUAUCAAGCUGGUUUACUUAUAUCGAAGAAUUCUGGGAAUUACUGGUGUGGUGGUUCCUUGAUUGGCUCAAAUUGGAUUCUGACUGCCGCUCACUGCACAGAUGAGGCUCACACCAUCACCGUCUACUUGGGUAGCGUUGUACGUUCCAAUGGCAACCAAUAUGCAACCACCAUCCACUCCCAGGAUAUCCACCAGCACCCCAAUUACAACUCUAAUACUCUGGAUAACGACGUCACUCUCGUGUGGAUCCACUCUGUUUCCUUCUCUGGCAACAUUCAAGCCAUCAGACUGCCAUCUUUCAACCAAUAUAGCAACUAUGAGGGUCAAUGGGCUACCGCAUCUGGCUGGGGUGGCACUUCGGGCAACAACCAAGACCAUUUGCAAUACGUCAGUGUUCAGGUUAUUUCCAACAGCGAAUGCGCUAGCGUCUAUGGCAGCAGCACUGUCACUGACAACACCAUCUGUGUUUCCACAAACGGCGGACGUUCGACUUGCGGUGGUGACUCUGGUGGCCCAUUGGCUGUGGACAACAACCAAGUGUUGAUUGGUGUGACUUCAUUCGUUGCUGCCGCCGGUUGCACCGCUGGUCUGCCAUCUGGUUUCCAACGUGUCAGCCGCCAUUUGGACUGGAUCCGUGGUGUCACCGGUAUUGCAUACUACUAG
Messenger RNA from Bactrocera tryoni, 816 nucleotides. RefSeq names its product serine protease 1-like. Gene Ontology annotation, molecular function: serine-type endopeptidase activity. Gene Ontology annotation, biological process: proteolysis. Bases 1 to 816 code for a protein of 271 amino acids. NCBI's taxonomy places the organism in Eukaryota, Metazoa, Arthropoda, Insecta, Diptera, Tephritidae. The transcript has 2 exons. The record is from RefSeq and is a predicted model, not a curated record.